Messenger RNA from Myxocyprinus asiaticus (Chinese sucker), 6574 nucleotides. RefSeq names its product ubiquitin-like modifier-activating enzyme 6. Gene Ontology annotation, molecular function: SUMO activating enzyme activity. Bases 1012 to 4095 code for a protein of 1027 amino acids. NCBI's taxonomy places the organism in Eukaryota, Metazoa, Chordata, Actinopteri, Cypriniformes, Catostomidae. Gene Ontology annotation, biological process: protein sumoylation. The transcript has 32 exons. The record is from RefSeq and is a predicted model, not a curated record. Gene Ontology annotation, cellular component: SUMO activating enzyme complex; cytoplasm.
UAGAGUCACGAGUUCGAAUCCAGGGUGUGCUGAGUGACUCCAGCCAGGUUUCCUAAGCAACCAAAUUGACCUGGUUGCUAGGGAGGGUAGAGUCACAUGACCACUCCUCGUGGUCGUGAUGAGUGGUUCUCGCUCUCAGUGCGGCAUGUGGUAAGUUGUACGUGGAUCGCAGAGAAUAGCAUGAGUCUCCACAUGCUGUGAGUCUCCGCAGUGUCAUGCACAGCGAGCCACGUGAUAAGAUGCGCGGAUUGACUGUCUCAGAAGCGGAGGCAACUGAGACUUGUCCUCCGCCACCCGGAUUGAGGUGAGUAACUGCGCCACCACAAGGACCUAGUAAGUAGUGGGAAUUGGCCAUUCCAAAAUUGGGGAGACCGUCCGACGGAUGCUUUUCAAAGCAUCUCUCUUUGGAUGCAUCGUGUCAUAAACAGCGUUUUUAGGAUGCUGUGUCAAGUUAAACAUAGUUUGAAAUUUAGAAAAACACAUCUUAAGGCUCCUGCAUUCUUGAGCAUUUUGUUGUCUUUACAGCUGCGUGUUGCUUGUAGAGCUGGAGUUGCGCUUACUUCGCCCUGCUGACCAAGACUCGUAAAAACAUGAAAGUGGUUCCUCAAGCAUAAUUCCUUAUUAUGGUCUUAAAUAUGAUUCUUUGUUCAUUUUUGAACGCAUUACUUUUUAUGUAAUUGAUCGCACUAAAUGAAUGCCUUAAAUUGACCUAAUUAAUAUUAUUUGACACAUUGACUCUUACCUUUUAAAAGUUGAUAAGCCUAUUUAUUUUGCUAUCCUAUCUAUGCACGAUUACAUGGUUAGUUACAUUUUAUUAUGUGCAUUUUGGAUUGUUUUCUCCUCUGCUGUCCCUUUAAAACAGACCUUUGACCCACCAGUUGAGAACCAUUGGUCUAAAUCUCAAGUCGUGUUUCUCAGGUCUUCUAUAAUCCAACAGUGAGUAGAGGCUUUUUAUCUCACUUACAGCAUCUUAUAGAGGAACACCUGGACACCCCCUCUCCCCUUCCCACAAUGGCCGACUCCAUGGAUAUAGAUGACUCUUUGUACAGUCGGCAGCGGUAUGUGCUGGGAGACAGUGCCAUGCAGCAGAUGGCCCAGUCUGCUGUGUUUCUCAGUGGAAUGGGAGCUGUUGGAGUGGAGAUAGCAAAAAACAUUGUCCUGGCAGGAGUGAAGGGAGUCACCCUCCAUGACUGUAAGCGAUGUGAAGUUUGGGAUCUGGGCACCAACUUCUUCAUCAGAGAGGAGGAUGUACGUAGCCAAAAGAAAAGGGUGGAGGCUGUCCAUUCUCGAGUGGCUGAGUUAAAUCCCUAUGUUCAGGUCAGUGUGUCCAGUGAUGUCCUGGAUGAAAGCACUGACCUCAGCUUCCUGAAGAGAUACCAGUGUGUAGUAUUGACAGAAACAAAACUGAGCUUACAGAAACAGAUCAACAAUUUCUGCCACUCUCAGCAGCCUCCUAUCAAGUUCAUUGGCUGUGAUGUUUUUGGGAUCUGCUCGCGAGUGUUCUGUGAUUUUGGGGAUGUGUUUGAGGUGUCUGACCCUACAGGAGAGGAACCAAAAGAACUUUUCAUCCAGAACAUCAGCCAGGAGUGCCCUGGGGUGGUGACAUGUAUGGACAGCCGAACACACGGCCUUCAGACAGGGCAGAGUGUGUGUUUCAAAGAGAUCAAUGGCAUGAGUGAACUCAAUGGAACCACACAUGAAAUUACAGUUCUUUCCCCAUACAGUUUUGCGAUUGGAGAUACCUCAUCUUUCCAGCCGUAUGCUCAUGGAGGAAUCUUUCGCCUGGUCAAGAUCCCCAAAACCAUCAGCUUUGAGACGAUGGAGCAGCAGAUAUCUGACCCUCGACUCCUCACCCCAGACUUCAGCAAACCAGAGGUCCCUCUACAGCUCCACACAAUCAUGUUGGCUAUGGAUGCUUUCUUGGAUCAGCACGGCAGACUUCCCAACAUUGGUUGUUUGCAGGAUGCUGAUCUGCUCCUGAAGUUCACAGAGGAGAUCAGCAAAACACUUAAAAACAAAGUGUGUAUAAACCAGGAUCUGGUGAGGUGUGUGUCACGCUGUGCGAGGGGCUGUCUCUCUCCUCUCGCGGCCGCGGUGGGUGGGAUCGCUAGUCAGGAGGUGCUAAAGGCUCUCACUGGAAAAUUUGCACCGCUUCAGCAAUGGUUUUAUCUAGAUGCAGUGGAGGUUAUUCAGCCCCUCCAGUCUCUCUCUGGUGAGGAAUUUGCCCCUAGGGGUGAUCGGUAUGAUGCCCUGAGGGCAUGUAUCGGCCAAUCACUGUGUUUGAAACUGCACAAGUUUCGCGUAUUCAUGGUGGGCUGUGGUGCUAUUGGCUGUGAGAUGCUGAAGAAUUUGGCACUGCUGGGUGUGGGAUUGAGCAGAUUUUCAGGAGAGAUUUGCAUCACCGAUCCAGAUUUAAUUGAGAAAUCUAACCUUAAUCGGCAGUUUCUCUUCAGACCUCAACACAUACGGAAGCCAAAAAGCACUACAGCAGCAGAAGCUACAUUAGAAAUAAACCCAGAGCUGCAAAUAGAAGCUCAUCUGCAUAAAGUGUGUCCUGCUACAGAGGACAUCUAUAGCGAUGCUUUCUUCUCCAUUCUCAACCUGGUGGUCACCGCACUGGACAAUGUGGAGGCACGGAGAUACGUGGAUAGUCGAUGUGUAUCCAGUCAGAAAGCUCUGUUAGACUCAGGUACCAUGGGUACGAAAGGACACACGGAGAUCAUCGUCCCAAACCUCACAGAGUCCUACAACAGCCAUAGAGACCCACCAGAGGAGGAGAUCCCAUUCUGCACUCUGAAGUCUUUUCCUGCUGUUAUUGAACACACCAUACAGUGGGCCAGAGACAAGUUUGAAAGUGCUUUCUCCCACAAGCCCUCCGUGUACAACAUGUUCUGGCAGAGACAUUCGUCACCUCAGGAUGUGCUACAGAGGAUGAUGGCUGGAGAGAGUAUGGAAGGAUCAUUUCAGGUCAUUAAGUUGUUGAGUCGGAGACCCACUCAAUGGGAUCACUGUCUAUCCCUUGCGCGCCUCAAAUUUGACAAGUACUUCAAAAGAAAGGCAUUACAACUACUGCACUCAUUUCCAUUGGACACACGACUAAAAGAUGGCAGUCUGUUUUGGCAGUCUCCUAAACGGCCGCCUUCUCCUAUAGAGUUUGACCUCAACGACCCACUGCAUUUCAGUUUUGUUGUCAGCGCAGCUCGCCUUUUUGCUGGAAUUUAUAAUGUUCCAUACUCAGAAAAGAGUUUUUCCUACGAGGCUGUAUCAAGCGUUUUAGCUGCAGUGGAGGUUCCCGAAUACAAACCAGCAGAAAAGCAUAUAGAGACAGAUGAAAAUGUUAAGAAGCCUGAUCAGAUUAAAGUGACAGUGAGCAGUGAUGAGGAGAGAGAGGCGAUCUCACAGCUACAGGAGGCCAUCAACUCCAACUUUAUAACACCAGAGAGGCUACGGAUGAAUCCAUUGUACUUUGAAAAGGAUGAUGACUCAAACGGACACAUGGAUUUUGUAGCAGCAGCAUCUGCCCUUCGAGCUCAUAUGUAUGCCAUUGAGGCUGCUGACAGACUACAAACUAAACGGAUUGCUGGCAAAAUCAUCCCUGCUAUCGCCACGUCUACAGCUGCUGUUGCAGGACUGGUGGCAGUGGAGUUGAUAAAAAUUGCUGGUGGUUAUGGAUUUGAGUCGUUUAAAAACUGUUUCUUCAACUUGGCCAUUCCGGUCAUGGUGCUCACAGAAACAGCUCAGGUCAAGAGAACCCAGAUCAGAGAUGAUAUCUCCUUCUCUAUCUGGGACCGCUGGACAAUCUUUGGUCAUGAGGACUUCACCUUGUCUGAUUUCAUUAGUGCGGUUAGGGAAAAGUAUGGAAUUGAGCCCACUAUGGUUGUUCACGGGGUGAAGAUGCUCUAUGUGCCGGUUAUGCCAGGCCAUAACAAAAGACUCAAACUGACAAUGCAUAAACUGAUCAAACCCUCAGCUGGCAGAAAGUAUGUUGACCUCACCGUAUCAUUUGCCCCUGAGGCAGAUGGUGAUGAGGAUCUGCCCGGCCCCCCAGUGCGCUAUUACUUCAGUCGAGAAAGCCAGAGCGAUGGGACUGCCUGACACACAUCCACACACAAACACACACUCUCCCCUCCCUUGGCCUGUGGACCACAAGUGGAGUAGCACUUGAUCUAAAUCAAUAUACAUUUGAUUUUUUUUUUUUUUUUCAAUUUGUUUAUUAUUUUAUUGCACAGCAUUGUCUGUGCUGAUGCCUUAAAAUAUGCUUCAAUGUGACUAUAAUAAUGAUUAUAAUGUUAUUGCUCAGAAGAGGUAAAAGAAAAGAAAGUGUUUACAUGAUUUCCCCAGGGCUUCUUGUUACUCUUUGUUUGUCUCUUAGACUGGGAGAGGACUCAGUUCAGUGUAAGUCACUGGAGGGCUUGUAAGAGAUAAAGAUUCAUCUUGCUCUAAUGUAGGGAUGCACUGAUUGUUUAUUCAUUGAAAUAUCCCUAGCAUUUUAAUGGCCAACAGAGUAUCAGACCAGAUACUAGCACCUAUAAUGGCAUCGGUGCAUCCCUAAUCUCAACAGUAAUUUAUUUGCACAUGACUAAAUGUUUUGGGAGGAUAUUGGGAUUUAAUAAGUUGUCUGUCAAUAUAAGCGAUGUAAACGCCAAAGAUUUUGCUUGGUUUAAGUUCAUCAGCAGCUGUAUUCAGAAGUUCUUCGCAACUUCACAAGUCUCAUUUGAGUAUGCUGCGAGAAUUGAGUCUCUUAAACUGAUCUGUCCUGUGUUAGACAGUUUUGGCUUAAUUAUGCUGCAGCAACUACAAAGUCUAUACUAAAACCAAGUUAGUUUGUGUUGACAUAGUUACAGGGAUGUAUUACCAAUGGGGCCAGUGCCCAGGGGCCCUUGACUACCAGGGGCCCUCGACUGCCUGGGUGGGCCCUGGCCUUUAAUGUUUGGCAAUCCUGACACCCCCCCCGCCCCAGGUCAAAAACUUUUGGGCCAGUUGAUAUGUAAAAAAAAAAAAAAGAAAGUGUGGGAGGGGGGCCCUUGGAGAUAAUUGGCCCCGGGGCCUUUGCAAGUCAUAAUCCGUCCCUGCAUAGUUACUGCGUUUUGCAUUUGUAAGACAGUAUGGAUGUCAGGAUUUUCCUUCAUUAUGGUAGAUUUAAAGGAAAUUGAUUCUGUUGUCACAGAUACUAUGACAAUUCCACAGUUUUGUAAAAAUCCAGUAUAGGAAGGGUAAUAAGAGUGGUAAAAAUGCAUUCUCAACAGUGCCACUAGGUGGAGCUGUAGUGAAUACAUUAUCUUAGCAACCAUCUACAGCCGCUAUCAGCUGCUUAAAGGGAUAGUUUACCCAAAAAUUCUCUCAUCGUUUAAUCACCCUCAUGCCAUCCCAGAUGUGUAUGACGUUCUUUCUUCUGCUGAACACAAAUGAAGAUUUUCAGAAGAAUAUUUCAGCUCUGUAGGUCCAUACAAUGCGAGUGAAUGGUGACCAGAACUCUGAAUCUCCAAUAAUCACAUAAAGGCAGCAUAAAAGUAAUCCAUACAACUCCAGUGGUUAAAUCCAUAUCUUUUGAAGCAAUAUGAUAAGUGUGGGUGAGAAACAGAUCAAUGUUUAAGUCUUUUUUUUUUUACUAUAAAUCUCCACCUUUUACCAACCCCUACCAGUAGGUGGCAAUAUUCACGUAGAAUAUGAAUCUUCAAAGAAAAAAGAACGUGGAAGUGAAAAUGAAUUUGGAUAUUUAUAUUGAAAAAAAAGGGCUUAAAUAUUGAUGUGAUACUCACACACACCUAUCAUAUAGCUUCUGAAGGCCGAUUUAAACACGAGUAUUUUUUUAUGGGUUACUUAUAGGCUGCCUUUGUGAUUUUUUUGAGAUUGAACAUUCUGGCCACCAUUCACUUGCAUUGUAUGAACCUACAGAGCUGAGAUAUUCUUCUAAAAAUCUUAAUUUGUGUUCAGCAGAAGAAGGAAAGUCAUACACAUCUGGAAUGGCAUGAGGGUGAGCAAAUGAUGAGAGAAUUCUUAUUUUUGGGUGAACUACUCCUUUAAUGUGCUUUCAUUCCUGUGACAUGAACAUUUUGGCAACAAAUCUUGGUUGUGACUCAGCAUAAUCACAAUGAUAUAGACAUUAUCCCUCACAUUAAGUUUCAUUCAUAUUACCUGAAGUCCAGCCUGCAUGUCAGCAGCAAAAACAACCUUUUCACAAGUUCCUCAAUUUAUCUGCAGCCUUUUUGAUGUCAUUCAGUCAUCCUAAAGUGUCCUUGAAUAUGUAUAUCUGAGUUAGCCAAACAGUUAAUACAUGAGUGGCUGGCAGUAGUGAUCAGAAAUCACACAUGCAUAGUCAUACACCUUAACCUAUCCCCAAACUUUGAGAUUACAGUGAAUAUCUUGUAAAAAGUCUUAAAACAUUUUCUAUUUUGAUCCUUUUAAAAUGGCUUACCUUCAGAUGCACAGAAUUCUCUCAUGAUGUCUAGCACUGAUUUUAUCUAAAUCAUGAUGGGGAUAUCUAAAGGAGUUAAACCAGUGAUUUCGAAGAUGAUGUAAUAUGUUGUCAUUGUGACCACAGUAUUCAAUAAAGUCCAAUAAAAUCAAAGUUUAA